CAGGGCUUUGUGAUAGCAGACCUGGUGACACAGUAGCCUUUAGGCAGAGCUCCGCUGGAUGUGCAGGAAGUGCUGCUACAGGUUUGUCCGGGGGAAACCCGAGCCAUUUCUCUGUGGACAGCUGCCUUUCAAAGUCUGGACAAGUUGCUGCUCAAUUUUGCACGGGCUGCCAGAAUUUUGUGGGAGUAUAAUACUUUGUCAUUAUGAGAUGUCGUCUCUCGGUACCUCCUUUGUGCAAAUUAAAUUUGAUGACUUGCAGUUUUUUGAAAACUGCGGUGGAGGAAGUUUUGGGAGUGUGUAUCGAGCCAAAUGGAUAUCACAGGACAAGGAGGUGGCUGUAAAGAAGCUACUCAAAAUAGAGAAAGAGGCAGAAAUACUCAGUGUCCUCAGUCACAGAAACAUCAUCCAGUUUUAUGGAGUAAUUCUUGAACCUCCCAACUAUGGUAUCGUCACAGAAUAUGCUUCUCUGGGAUCACUCUAUGAUUACAUUAACAGUAAUAGAAGUGAAGAGAUGGACAUGGAUCACAUUAUGACCUGGGCCACUGAUGUAGCCAAAGGAAUGCACUAUUUACAUAUGGAGGCUCCUGUCAAGGUGAUUCACAGAGAUCUCAAGUCAAGAAAUGUUGUUAUAGCUGCUGAUGGGGUAUUGAAGAUCUGUGAUUUCGGCGCCUCUCGGUUCCAUAACCAUACAACGCACAUGUCCUUGGUUGGAACUUUCCCUUGGAUGGCUCCAGAAGUUAUCCAGAGUCUCCCUGUGUCUGAAACUUGUGACACAUAUUCCUAUGGUGUGGUUCUCUGGGAGAUGCUAACAAGGGAGGUCCCCUUUAAAGGUUUGGAAGGAUUACAAGUAGCUUGGCUUGUAGUGGAAAAAAACGAGAGAUUAACCAUUCCAAGCAGUUGCCCGAGAAGCUUUGCUGAACUGUUGCGCCAGUGUUGGGAAGCUGAUGCCAAGAAACGGCCAUCUUUCAAGCAGAUCAUUUCGAUUCUGGAGUCUAUGUCAAAUGACACUAAGCUUUCUGACCAGUGUAACUCCUUCUUGCACAACAAGGCAGAGUGGAGGUGCGAAAUUGAAGCAACUCUGGAGAGGCUGAAGAAACUAGAGCGGGAUCUCAGCUUUAAAGAGCAGGAGCUCAAAGAGCGAGAGAGACGCCUGAAGAUGUGGGAGCAAAAGCUGACGGAGCAGUCCAACACCCCGCUUCUCUUGCCUCUUGCUGCAAGAAUGUCUGAGGAGUCUUACUUUGAAUCUAAGACAGAGGAGUCAAAAAGUGCAGAGAUGUCAUGUCAGAUCACAGCAGCAAGUAACGGGGAGGGCCAUGGCAUGAACCAGAGUCUGCGGGCCAUGAUGCUGAUGGGCUUUGGGGAUAUCUUCUCAAUGAACAAAGCAGGAGCUGUGCUGCAUUCGGGGAUGCAGAUAAGCAUGCAAGCCAAGCAGAAUUCUUCCAAAACCACAUCUAAGAGAAAGGGGAAGAGGGUCAACAUGGCCUUGGGGUUCAGUGAUUUGUCAGAAGGUGACGAUGAUGACGGUGAUGACGGUGAUGACGGUGAUGAGGAGGAAAAUGACAUGGAUAAUAAUAGUGAAUGAAAGCAGAAAGCAAAGUAAUAAAAUUGAAAAUGUUUGGAAAAACAAACUUGUUAUCUCAGUCUGUACGAAAACCAGUAAGGAAGUAGGAAACCAAGCACUGCAUUUUUAGGCCGAUCACAUUCGUAUGGCAGUCAUUUCUUGAUCGAUUUUACUUUUGACUUGUUUUUGCUUACAGAAAAAUGGGGGAAAAAUUAAGCCAGAAAGGUGUAUUUAAUGAACCAGCAAAUAUGGUGCCUGAUUAUAGAAAUUUGUGAUUCUCUAUACAAUGUGGUAUUUUUUUAACCAAUGACAUUCUGGCUUUUUUUUAAGUGAAUACUUUAUAUUUGAUUUGAUUUCGUUUAUUCAAUUUCUUAAGAAAACUUACAUUUUGAACAAGCACUCUUAACUCCUAAAUCUUCUCUAACACUUGAUUUUCUCGUAACAUACUACAUUUUUUUUCUUAUGGCAGUACACUGUACUGUCAGAAAUAAUUGAUAGUGACUACAAAAUCCAACAGUAAAAAAAUUGAGAUGACAGAAGGUUAUAACAAAUACUUCUUCAGAAAUACCUAAAUGCCAAGAAUUGUCAAUACUUAAAUAGCACAACUACUCAAAAUAAAGCCUGAGAGAGGUUGUCAGUGGUGCGUUUGAAGGAGAAAGACUCUAAUUUGAAACCAAAAGCAGACGUGGCAGGCUUUCCGACCAGUGCUAGCCGUGGAAGUUUCUCAGCAACACACUGUCAUCCAAGGCUCAGCUUACACUUCAUACAAAGAGAAAGAGAUGGUCUUCAAGGGACCCUUCCAGGCAGUGGGAGUGGAACCCGGGCCUGCUUCCACUGAGAGGAUACGCGUGUUCGUUUGUUUUCUAGAGGGGCGUGAUAAUCCUGGGUUCCAAACAUAUGUAUAGAGAUUUUAAAGAGAGAACUAAAUAUUAUAAAAGGAAUAGCAAAGAUAAGUUAUCUUUAUUUAAGCAGAAGUGCAGGAUGAAGGGUCCUUUCUGUAUCAAAUCUGGCCUUCCAGAGCUGUCCUUUUUCUAACCCUAACUCAGCCACGUUGGUGUUAAAGAGAAGUAAAUGUAGGUGCUGAUGGGGAAACCUACUAGCCAGAGAGAGAUUCCCAGAAUGUUACCACAUAUUCGUCAAAACUUGUUUAAACAUAGAACACUGUUAAAAAAAAAAAAACUACAGGACAUUUGUUGUUACAUAUAUACAGAAAGGCAAAAGAAUAAAGACUCUUUUUCAGCCUAAAUUAGAAAGCAGGACCGUUCAUUUGACUAUUAAACUAAAGUACUUUUGGUGGUGGUUUUUAUGGAGGAUUAAGAAAGGAUGUCAUCAUAGAUAUUAUCCAAUACUACUUCCAAGUAUAUUUAACAUGGGAAUGAGAAUGGCACCUCCUUCACAGGACUGUCGUGAGGAUUAAAGGAAACAAUACGUGUAAAGGACUUGGCUCAGCACCAGGCGGGCCAGUGAACGUUAACUCUAGUCAUUAUGCCCUUGAAAAGACACUGAAAAAGAAGUGCUUCCAGUAACCUUCUGGAAGACUAAAUUAUCACUUUCAAGUGAUAUCUGUUGAGUAGUAUGAGAUGAAAGUUAAAGUGAAUAGCCUUCAGGAACGCUAAAGAGAACAUUCUUAGAGUGUAAGCUCUCUUCAGACAUUUAAUCUGUUGCUCUUUGAAGCCUGCAGAGGGGCUGGGUUUGCCUGGUCUGAGGUGUUUGCAGGCCCUGCUACCACCCACAGACUCAGUAAACACAGAAAGAACAGGUAAACCUUUCCCCAAGAGGACGAGUUCCCCACCCAUCCACUCUGAUGCACUUUCUAGUGCUGUGCAAACACGGAUACAGAUAGAUACACGCCCACCAUCACAGAGUGCUGGUGACAGACGGGCACAAACAGCGGCACAUCCUGUCUGCGCCCGGACACACAGAAGUGCUCCUUGAGCCCAGUCUCUCAAGCACAAACAAGAUCUUGCCCUGGGGCACAAGGGACGGUUUUCAACUCUGGGCUUCCCAGCACGCCCUGGGGCCCCGCGGCCUAUGCGCCUGAAGGAGAGAGCCCGAGAGGGCAGUAGAAAAGCCUCUUGCCAUCUUCCCAGGCAAAGGUCAAGUCAUCCAUCCCACAUCUGUUCACUGAGCCCCUCCUCUGUGCCAGGGUGUGUUCUAGGGAACAGCUAGACACAAAGCCCUUGCGCUCGCGGGGCUUACGUGCCAGCAGUGGAGAUGGACAGGGAACACACACCCAUCCCUGGCAUGUAAACGUUUGGUGAGAAUGAAGCUGGGGAGGGAUAUGGCACGUGGGAGCGCUGCGGUUUUUAACGUGUCCUCAGGAAAGGCCUCCCUGAUACAGGAUCUCUGGGGGCUAAUUUUGGGAUCUGUGCGGUUUAUGUAAGAAUAGAAACCUUGCCUCUCAUUGAAGAAUAAUCAACAAUACAUUUAGAACAUAUGAACUGAAUGAAACUGAUAUUUUUUUCUAAAUUUACAUAUCAGUCUGUUAGGAUUAUACAUAAAGUUUGGUGCAUUAAUAAACGCAGCUAAGUAGGGUCAAAAGAGAAAGGUAAUCAGACUGUAUACCCAGACGUAGGAUUGUUAUUAAUUAGGUAAUAUUGCUCUCACUCUCAACUGCUGCCUUUCCUUCCCUGUUUCCAGAGCUGGUCAUAGCUCACAGUGCUUGAUCAUCAAACAACUGCAGAGAUUCAGGACACAGCAGAAUUGAUGAGCUCAGGGAUAACUUGAUGUUGUUCUCCACCUAGAAUUGGACUGCGGAUAAUUAUCAUAUGGCAUCAGCUGUUGUACUUUCUGUUCCAAAUCAGUGUCUUUCUGGGGUUUUGAACAUCCCUGAAAUCUGAAUCAUAUAAACAAAAUUUUUAAAUGGUCUCCCUCUAUCUGUGAAGAUUAUUUAGAAGACUUUAGAUUCUAUUCGUUUUAUUAAUUUUAAAAAGAAACAUUUAUUAGCUAUAUGCAGAAUUCCUAACGAUGAUGUUAAUUGUGCAGUUUCUAAUUCACUUUUCAGAUCAGUUUUUGAAAAGGCCAGUUAUUGGUGUUGGGUUGGUUUCCACUUCCUUGACUUACAAAAAACUUCGUUAUAAAGAGUUGAAGAAACACUGAGAAAUUUAAAGAUUCAGAAUUGAAAGUGAAUUGUGGUAAUAAUUCUCACAGCUAUACAACUGAAAAUAUAACUCCUCUUUCAUCCUUUUUCCUUUGUUCAUGAAGUUGAUCAUGUGGAAUUUGAUGGCAGCCUACUAGUGGUUCUCAACUGAGUAGUGCUGUCACCCAAUGGUGUCUCAGAGUGCUGGGCAUAUUUUUGGUUGUCAUGGUGACUGGGGAUGUAUUUAAUGGCCAGUGCCAAAAAUGGUACAUCCCACAUGUCAGGGACAGUCCCACCCGAUAAAGAAUCCCACCCAAAAUACCCACAGCAUUGUCUCUUCCCUCCUUGAGAAACUUGCUAAACCUGGCAGUUUUAGAGUUCUAAUGUUUUUUCCCUAAACAAAAUCACAUAAGUCAAAAGAUGUAUUUUCAGAAUUAUAACUACUACACAAUCUGAAUUUUGUAGGUCUGUGACAUUUAUCUCAAAUCCCCAGUUGUGGAAAUGGUUUCUUUCUCACUCAAGAAUGCUGAUAGAAACUUCAUGAAACAGCUAAAUUUACCCGGGGGUAGCUCUCCUAUUACACUGAUUCCACAAUAGAUAUAAAAGAAAAACGUCAUUGAGGCAGCUGCAAUUCUGCAAAGUGGCCAGGUUAAUUUAAAAGGACUCUUUUCCUUACAGUCUUUUUUUUUUUUUUUUUUUUUUUGCAAAACCACAUUUUAAUCAUUUACGUAAAUAGCCAAUGGGAAGAGGUUGAAGGCACAUAGCAUGCUUCUUUUGGAUGCUCUGGAAAUGUUGAGGGUCAGGUUUUUUCACAUGCAGUAGAUUUGUUACUUUAACACCAGCGGAUGUAUUCAAACUUGAUCUCCAUUAAAACCAAGGAAUUAGGGGUGGGGGAAGAUUCGAGAGAGAUCCAGAAUGACUUCUGUGAGCACUAUGAUGCAAAUAACUUUAUUUUUUGGGGUUUUCAUUGGAGUGGUAAGAAUUUCAUGAAAGAUAAUUUUAAAACUUAUUCUGAGUUAAAUAUUGAUAGUUUUUUAAAAUUUUUGAUACACUAGACUUGCAGCCUUUUGAAACUAGCAGAGUCCCACCAUACCAUAUAUAUAAUGGAGCAUAAUUUUUCUAUAAUCAGGCACCUUUCGCUGCUUUUGAGUAAGACUGUUUUCCUGUUGCGAUUUUAAGUGUUGCCAGAGAGAAGAACCUGUUCUCUUCUUUUGGUUGUAGCACAGCCUGAUAGCUCUAGAUGUAGCAUUUCUGUGAUGAAAUGAGUGUCUACAGGAAAUCUGGAGGACUAGCCAUGAUUCCUCGGAUCCCAACUUAGUUCGCACUCUAUUGCCUGUGACAAGCUUUCUGGCAUGUGAUUAUUUACUUCAAAACUAGAGUUUCAAGCACCUACAUUAAUAAUUUUAUAUCGUGUGCAGAACAGCAUAUCUUUUAAUGUCAGAUACAUACACUGCACAAAUUGCUUCUGCACUUUUAAAAAAUUUUUGUACUAAAUAAUAGAAAAUAUUUAUAUUCUUUGAGUGUGAGCUUUGAAUAGAUGGCAUUAUCACUUUGUUUUUUUUUAACAAAAACUUUUUCUCAACAAUUCUAUUGCAAUGUUAUUCUGAGCAAGUCCUAUGCCAAAUAUCUUGUAUAAUGUUUGUAUGGAAGAUUAAAUUUUACUCUUGUGUGGUAAGACUACUAGUUAUUGACUUCAUCGUUGGAAUUUGAUAUUCCAGCACAAAGUGCACAAUGUAUUCAGAAAUCCAAGUUGGUGUCAUACAUUUCAUUUUGAUGUGAACUUUUCUUUGCUUUCCUUUGUUCUAAGACUCCAUUUUGCAAUAAACGUUUUGACAGUAAA
Molecule: messenger RNA, 6480 nt
Organism: Equus caballus (horse)
Lineage: Eukaryota; Metazoa; Chordata; Mammalia; Perissodactyla; Equidae
Gene: MAP3K20
Product: mitogen-activated protein kinase kinase kinase 20
Biological process (GO): signal transduction; protein phosphorylation
Cellular component (GO): cytoplasm
Molecular function (GO): protein kinase activity; ATP binding; protein binding
Source: RefSeq, a predicted model, not a curated record